Eurytemora carolleeae is the source of this 603-nucleotide messenger RNA. Its product is annotated as tctex1 domain-containing protein 2. The transcript has 3 exons. Gene Ontology annotation, biological process: microtubule-based movement. Gene Ontology annotation, cellular component: cytoplasm; cytoplasmic dynein complex. Lineage: Eukaryota; Metazoa; Arthropoda; Copepoda; Calanoida; Temoridae. Gene Ontology annotation, molecular function: dynein intermediate chain binding. The coding region runs from base 140 to 526 and encodes 128 amino acids. The record is from RefSeq and is a predicted model, not a curated record.
UUUCACAGAAGCAAAGGAUUGAAAUAUUUUUUUCAGAUUCUUGAUAAAUGAAUGAUUUUGAAUCUUAACUUUUCUUUCCUCUUCUGAACCAAGUUUUUGAAUAAUCGGUGCUGAGCGUGGACCCUGAGUAAAGUUUAGAAUGUCUAAACCUAAGGCCAAGGAUACUCCUGAAGAACAAAACUUUCAGAUCAGGCCCCCGUUCUCUCAGAAGUUUAAACCAGGAGCUGUUAAGGAGUUGAUAGUGAGUAUCCUGAAUGAGAUCCUGGGCGGGAAACUAUAUGAUUCAAUGAAGGUUUCCUCCUGGAGUAAAACGAUCGCGGACUCUGUAAAAGCUCAAGUUAAAACUCUAGGAUAUGAAAGGUACAAGAUUGUAGUGGAGGUUGUGAUAGGAGAGCAAAGAGGAGAAGGAGUAAGGAUGGGUUCAAGGUGUCUCUGGGACUCGGAUACAGAUAACUACGCUAGCGAAGUUUACAUGAAUGAUAGUUUAUUUUGUUGUACAGCUGUCUUUGGAUUGUAUUAUUAUUAAAAACUGUAAUGCAACAUUAUUAAACCAGUGUAAAGUUAAUAAUUACGAAGCCAUAAUUCGAAAUUUCGUUUUCCAGA